CUUGGUGAUCGACGCCAUGAAGACCCUGCGAGAGGCCCAUCUGGAGCGACCUCUGACCCGCGCCCGCCUACCCUCUGCGGUGCUCAUGACCAUCGGAGGCAGCGAGAAAGAAUGUUUGACGGAUAGGAUGGACUUCUACGAUGUCCGAGCCGACUGCUGGCUGCCCAUGAACAGCCAGGAGAAGACCUUUAGAGUUCUGCACGGUUGCGUCUUUCUCAAUGGAUUCAUAUACUGUAUUGGAGGAACUGACCUGAGUAACAUUUUGAGCAGCGUGCGUAAGUUCGACCUCGUCAGCCACACGUGGCAGGAGUUGGUGCCCAUUCACAAACCCAGAAAAUGUGUAUGUGCGGUGGCUCUGAACGGAUGCAUUUAUGCCAUCGGAGGUACUGACGGGCGCGAACAGAAACUUGCAGAGCGGUUCCAGCCGGAAAACAACCGAUGGGAACUGAUCGCUCCGAUGCUCGAUUUCAGGAGUGACGCCUGCGCCGCGACGCUACACGGCAAGAUAUAUAUUUGCGGCGGUCUAGACAACGAAGAACCUCUGUCCUCUGCCGAGUGCUACAACCCCAAGACCAACGAGUGGACGAUGAUCGCCUCGAUGGACUGCGGCUGCGCUUCAGCUCGGGCUGUCGUCUACAGAGACAAAAUAUAUCUGGCUGGAGGCCACAUCAACGGCGCGUCUUUGUGCCGAGUCAUCGCCUACGAUCCUCUAUCAAACCAGUGGAGCACGAUGACUCCCAUGAUCUACGCUCGCAGGCACUUUGGCAUGGCGGUGCUGGAGGAGCAGCUGUAUGUGGCCGGAGGGUACAACAACGAGAGCGACCUCUGUAAGAUGGAGCGUUUCGAUGAAGACUCCAGCAGGUGGAGCACAGUGCGGGACAUGGAGGCGCCUCUCUACGGCUUCAGCUUCUGUGUGGUGGAGCGGCACUUCUACAAUGCUUCAAACUUGCCCAAAUUAACUACAGGGUUCCCGAUAUGUCCGUGAAUGUGUGAUCAUAUGGAGUGUCUUACUACCGUUUAAGAGUUUACUGUUAAUCAUUAAGAGCAAUCAUCAACUGUCAGCUAUUUUUCAAAUAAAGAAAUCUUAUUGACA
Notothenia coriiceps (black rockcod) is the source of this 1093-nucleotide messenger RNA. RefSeq names its product kelch-like protein 10. NCBI's taxonomy places the organism in Eukaryota, Metazoa, Chordata, Actinopteri, Perciformes, Nototheniidae. Gene Ontology annotation, molecular function: protein binding. The coding region runs from base 17 to 985 and encodes 322 amino acids. The record is from RefSeq and is a predicted model, not a curated record. The transcript is spliced from 3 exons.